UCCGCAACUCCGCUUCUUUCGCAACUCCGCUUCCUCAUCAUCUUCCGGAUUCUUUGCAUUCUGACGCCAUUCUGAAAGGGAGAUAAUUAUGUCCGCCCAGCGACCGCGCCAACGGCUUCCGAUAUCCUGUGAGCCAUGCCGUGUUCGCAAGAUCCGCUGUACCCGAGAUUCUCCUCCUUGUGCCACUUGCGUGCGGCGCCGCAUUUCACCUGCACAAUGCGUUUAUAGUACCACUAAACAACCUCGAAGAUCCCCGCAUCGAGCACAGCCACCAUCAAGACCGCAGCAACAAUCACGGCAGAGUACCAUAGACCCCGCUGUCUCUCAACCCCAGCACGAUCGCUCUUCAGGAGAAGGGUCCAAUGCGGAUCUCGUAGCACGGAUUGAAAAACUGGAAGAGAUAUUGAAUGGAGAAGCCCAGCUACAAGAUACCGGCCAUUCUUGCUCGACUGUUCCUAGGGCUUCCGAAAGCGAAGAUGCGCCGCUGAGAUCAGAGUUUCCUCCAGCUUUCGCAACCGGCACGCUCAUUCCGUCUGCUUCAGGACACGUGCGAUUCCUUCCUAUGACGUCCAGCUGGCGCCUUGUUCAUCGAGCCUCUCAAGGGGCUUGUUUUCCUGAUCGAGAGAGUGCUUUUAGCAACACACCCAGCGGCCCAUAUCCCUUUGGCGAACAUGACAUACAAAGCAGGUCCAAUCUUUUGGCGCUCCUUCCUCCAAGGGAGUAUUGUGACAAAUUAAAAGUUGUCUAUUUUCAAUCGUUCGCCCCAGUUUUUCCCAUCUUACACUGCCCUACGUUUGAGAAGCAAUACGCUGGAUUCUCUGAGAACCCAGAUCAAGUGUCAUUGGCAUGGCUGGGCCUCUUAUUCUGUGUCCUGGGAACCGCCGUUCUUGCUCUGGAAGAUGACAGUCAUCUGUUGAAGGCUCUGAGCCGUAAGGACACCCCUUAUGGAAGGCUCAAUGAGAUCUCGGAGCGGUAUUACUCAGCCGCAAUGAAGUGCCUCGAGGCAGAUCGAUAUCUCUGGCGACAAAAUAUAUCCACGCUGCAAGCUCUUCUUAUUCUCAUAUAUGGGAUCCAACAUAGCCAUGGACAGACCUGGACGCUUCUUGGGCUUGUCUACUUCCUCUCGCUCUCAAUCGGUUGUCAUGUUGACCCGGCCAUGCUUUCUCUGGAUAUUGUUGAAGCUGAGGAGCGUCGUCGUUGUUGGUUAGCCCUCACGACGCUGCUCUGCAAUCAGAAUAUCUCGAUAACGGGAUUUGACAUAUACCCAGCGGUUUUCUCGCGUGUUCUCCCACCUGCUGAGGUUUCUGACGAAAGCAUUGUCUCCGGACAGCCUGCACCGAUCGAAGGAUCGUUGGGUUUGGGCAGUACACCUGUCUCAUAUCUGAUCCGGAAAUCAAAGUUAUUUCGUAUAUCAUCGGAGAUUUCUAACCCGGCUUUUCUUGCACAACCGGAAAAUCUUGGUGUUCUUCACCGUCUGGAUUCUACCAUACGAGCGGAGUUGAAUUCACUCGAGCAAAGUUACUCUUCGACCCCCGGGGUAGACCCCUUCGUAGUUCACAACAACCUGCUGCUCAGCUUUACCCAUCAUCUGAUUCUACUUUUACAUAGUGCUACACUGAGCGAAUUACCUUCUGACUCGACUACGCAUGGCUGGUCGAAGAAGCUCUGCAUGGAAAGUGCACAGCGAGUUUUGGAACUUCAUGCCGACUUCCACCAUCUACCCCAAUUUACGCCAUUUCGUUGGUAUAUCCGCGGCCAAGGCUCUUUCCAUGCCUUUCACGCUGCUUUCGUUCUGAUGUUCAUUCUUUCUUUGGAGCCAAAAGAAUCCCUAUCUGUGAACACCGUGCGACUUCUUCACGAAUGUCAUGCGCGACUAGAAGCCUCAAAGACACAUAGUCAGUUAUGCACCCGGACAGCAACUAUCCUUGGCCAGAUGUUAUCAAGCGGGUUAGUGGAGAAUCAAAGGGCAACACCAGGUGGACUCGACCGUGGCCAACGCAUCUCUCCAUUGCAGCAAGAUAGCUCGAGUAGUGCCAUGAACACUAUGGGUAGAAGAUAUGACUUAGACUCACUUGAGAGCAAUGUCUUUCCCAGCCUUUUCCGGCAGAUCGAGCCCCAGCAGUGGACCAACCCGAUCAAUAUGGAUUGGGAACAAUGGGAGUUGAUAACGGCAUCAUUGGGAACAACAUCUUGAAUAAACGCCCAAGGAGACUGCUCCUAUUCUAUUGAAUACUCAUAAACUGGC
Molecule: messenger RNA, 2245 nt
Organism: Aspergillus uvarum CBS 121591
Lineage: Eukaryota; Fungi; Ascomycota; Eurotiomycetes; Eurotiales; Aspergillaceae
Product: Zn(II)2Cys6 transcription factor
Exons: 3
Coding region: 89-2194 (701 amino acids)
Biological process (GO): regulation of DNA-templated transcription; DNA-templated transcription
Cellular component (GO): nucleus
Molecular function (GO): zinc ion binding; DNA binding; DNA-binding transcription factor activity, RNA polymerase II-specific
Source: RefSeq, a predicted model, not a curated record